AAGUCAGGGUGACCCAGACACGCAACAUACAACCACAGCACAGAGCACUCGCCUUUUCAGCACUACGGGAACUCGGCGGUUGGUACCAAGUUACGGAGAAAUGGGGUUGGAAGCACUGUUUGCUUUGAUCUCAGUAUUACUGUGCCUGCAAGAAGCUAUCCCUCAGAAUCUUGAAAAUUCUGGCGACCCCGUCAUAGCUGAGGCUCGGAAGUGCCGGCAUCAGCAUGGACUGACAGACGAGGAAUUCGAAGAAAUCAUGAGACAAGCGUCUCUACCAAAAGAGGAGCCGAUAGAUUCACGACGGUGUUUUGUUGAAUGCGUCUUGACUUCAGAGAAUCUGCUGAAAGAAGGUAAACUGAAUGAAGACCAAGUUCUGAAAUUUGCGCAAAAUUCCAUAAUGAACGGAACAAAACCGGAUGAAAGGAGGAUCAGGAACAGGAUUUCGGCGUGUAGAUUGCAAGCUGUCACAGGGAGGUGUACGGCCGGUUACAGCGCGUGGGUUUGUGUCUUGGAAUUUCUCGAGAAUUAUGAGGUGUAACUAGUACAAGCAGCGCCGGGCGGAUGAGUGCGCACGUCAGAGGAGCGAUUACACGGGUCCUACUGUGGCCACAGCACAGAAGACACGCAUGCAGCUCUUGGAAAUGCAUUCUGUACGCCAGUUUAUUUUAAAUAAAGUGCAGGUCCCACAGAAUGGAGA
Cryptotermes secundus is the source of this 697-nucleotide messenger RNA. RefSeq lists its product as uncharacterized. Gene Ontology annotation, molecular function: odorant binding. The coding region runs from base 101 to 538 and encodes 145 amino acids. The transcript is spliced from 7 exons. The record is from RefSeq and is a predicted model, not a curated record. NCBI's taxonomy places the organism in Eukaryota, Metazoa, Arthropoda, Insecta, Blattodea, Kalotermitidae.